AGGACCUCGUUCCACCGCGCAAGAGACGGCGACCAGGACGGCGGUAAGGUCGGGGCCCUCAUGCGGCGGCUGAAGUUCCGGGAGGCGCGCGCCGUGCACCUCGUGGACCUCACCGUGCCCGAGGAGGACUUCGACGGCGCGGCGGGCUCGUCGUCGGCGGCGGCGGCCCAGGGCGGCGCCGUGGGGUCCAACGACAGCGCGGCCGCCAGCUCGCGGCUGCCGGAGAGGUUGCGGCUGAUGGAGGCGGUUGUCGGGGAGGACAAGGACCGCGAGGCGAUGCUAGUGCUGUGGCUGCUGCGGCAGUACCGCUGGGGCGGCGGGCAGGAUGCCAGCGGCGCCGGGGCCGGCGGCCGCGUCGUGCUCUUCGUCAAUGCGAUCUCGACGGUGCUGAGGCUCACGUCGGUGCUGGCGCUGCUGCUGGAGAGCCCGAGCGCCGCCAAGGUCCUGUCCAGAGUGAAGAUGAGCAGCGGCCCAGGCGAGGGCAAGGACUCCCCCGCCUUGAAGGUGGACGUCAUCGGCCUGCAUUCGCGCAUGAGGCAGAAGGACCGACAGCAGACCGGGGAACUGUCGGCGGCGGCGGCGGCGGAGUGGCGGAGAGAUUGGAGGAUCUGCGGGAUCUACUGGUCAGGGCUCCACCGGGCCCUCGACGACGUCAGCUCGAAUGCCGAGUGCCCCACUGUACAGCAGUUUCUGUGGAUGCCCUGA
This is a messenger RNA of Prorocentrum cordatum, 705 nucleotides long. Lineage: Eukaryota; Dinophyceae; Prorocentrales; Prorocentraceae. The record is from the annotation of a GenBank genome assembly.